This is a messenger RNA of Pelobates cultripes (western spadefoot toad), 44241 nucleotides long. The record is from the annotation of a GenBank genome assembly. Lineage: Eukaryota; Metazoa; Chordata; Amphibia; Anura; Pelobatidae.
GGACGCGCAACAGCGCCGAGGAUGCAGUGGGGCUGAGAGGGUCGCUGCGCAGCUAGAGCGCGCAUUACGGUAGAACGCUGGACCAGAUCCUGGUGCCGCAGCAGCAGGAGAGGCAGCAUUAGAAGGAGCCGAGCAUCCCAUUCCCAGGAGCCAGCGCCCCCCCACCUCCAGCCAUGGCCAAGGAGCGGCCGGAGAAAGCCGAGGAGACCGAGCAGAUGAUCGAAAAGGAAGGAGCCAAGGAAGGCCUGGAGGCCACGGCAGCCGGGGAUGGCAAGGAUAUGAGAGCCGUGCUCCUCUCUGGCUUUGGGGGGCUCAACAAGCUGAGGGUGGCCCGAAAAGUCAUGCCCGAACCCCAAGAGGGCGAGCUGAAGAUCAGAGUCAAAGCCUGGUCCGUUACCCCUUUAUUAUUCCAUCAGGGACCCCUUAGUAUUCAAUGGGCGGAGGUGCAGGGGUUAAAUCCACCCUUUUCAACUCUCUGGCAGCGAGGGGGUUAAGCAAUUGGGAGGCUUCUGGUGGUGAAAGGGUUACUUUGUCUUUGAUAGCAUGGACUGGAUGGGAGCUAGUCAGUUAAUUUAAAGGGUGCCACCCUGGUGGUAAGUGCUGUCACCCACUGGGUGUGAACCCUUGCUUUAACAGGUGCCAUUGUGGGUCAACGUACUUGAUACAGUCUGUUGGUUUCCAUGGCAAUUGCUCCUAAAUUAGCACUUUGCUUCAGAUUUUCUUAUUUGUAUUUAUUAAUUGUUUUGCCUUGAUGCACAUUCGCCCUAAGUGUUUUGCUUUUUGGUAUGUUGUCAAGGGACCUUGUUUGUUUACUGUGGUCAUUAGGGGCAGUGAUUGGGUUAAUGGAUUGAAUUUUCUUUCUUAACCUGUUGAUUGUGCUUCCCACAGCAAUAUUUAUAUCUGGUUUUAAUUAAUUCUACAGUAGAGUUAAUCAAAAGCUGGAAUCCCAGCUGUAAUUCAUCUAUAGCAAUGCAUCUUGGGAAUUAUAGUCUUUCCCCCCCCCCCUUUGUAAUAUUUUGAAUGUCAGAGUUUUAAAAUAUACUGCAAACACUAUAUAUAGGCAAUGGUAAAGGACACCAAUAAUCCUUUUAAAACUAAAAGGUUGACUUACAAGAUGGGAGUUUUAGUGCUUUUUUUUUUUUUUUUUGUACCAAUGUAUUGAAAUAUGCUGCUGUACUCUAUUGGGUUAACUUGUUUAACAGGCUCGGGUCACAUUUAACCACUAAUUAAAGGGACACUUCAGACCUCUAAAACAUUUUAUGUUGCUGAAAUGCAUAAUGUGUGAAGAGUGUCCUCUCUUUUUCCAUCUUACAGAAAGUGCAGAUUUCAAUAGAAAUUGACACUUUUAUAAAUUAACCUUGUUACACCCCUCUGGUUGUCAAUCAGAAAAUUGGUCAUGUUACUUCCUGGUUUGUUUAGCUCAGUGGAGCAAUUUCCCAGAGCACCUGCUGUCUCUCAGGUUUAUUUACUACAGUAGUUUUCAAAUUUUAGACAAAAAUAGCUAAACGGAAGGCAAAACGAGUAAGACUUUUUCCAAUAAAACUAUAUUGACCUUAAAUUUUAAGUAUCUCUCCAAAUAUUCACUUUAUUGAAUUACCUGCAUGAUUGAGCAGCCUGGGCACAGCAAGUCUGGAGUGGUUUAGGAGAGGGCUUGCAAAGGUUUUAAGUUGUUUCUAGAAAUCCCCUCAAUGAAAUAAUGCAUACUGAAAUGCAUGCAUGUUCUCAUUGGGAAAAUAUCCACUAAAGUGAUGUUUGUUUUAUUUAUUUGGCCAAUUGGAGUCCCCCUUUAAUUUAAAUUGGGUACAUGGGAGACUGAGGGGUUAACAAUUGGACUAUCAUAGCAGGAGAUUCCAUACAUGUUACCAUGUAUAACGUGUGUGUGUGUGUUGUAUUAAAUAAUCAGAAUAACGUUUAGGAAUUUAAACUUUAAAUUUGGAAAUGCUUUAUUUUAUUUUAAAAACAGAACCUUGUGGUCCAGGCAUAGAGGGUAAUUAUUUGAUGCAGGCAUAUUACUGUGUAGGCACAAAAAUAUGUCAAAACCUAAAAGAAAAAAUAUCCCUCUGUUCUAGAUAACCCCACAUUUCCAGUAACUAGCAUGUUAAUCAAAUUGGUCAAAACCAUUAUUAAGUGUAAUUCAUUAAAGUAAGAAUUGAUGUGAGUUUAAAUGUGCAAUAUGGGCACCAUAACCACUUAAUCUCAUAGUUCUUAUGGGUGCCGUAUUACCUGAAAGGGAAACUAUAGUGCCAGGAAAACAUUGUUGUUUUCCUGGCACUAUAGCUCCCUAUAAUGCCUCCCUUCUGUCCUUUACCUGAUUGCAGCGCCGAUGUCCCUAAUGCUCCGAGGAGACCUAAUGCUCACUCGCAUUAGUACCUUCCCCACCCCCAUAGGAAAGCAUUUCUAAUGCUUCCUGUGGGGUUUUAUAUGACACUGGAAGUCCUCAUGCAUCAAGUCACCUAACGACCCGGAAGUCCCUCUAGUGGCUGUCUAGUAGACAGCCACUAGAGGCGGAGUUAACCCUACAAAGGUCAUUAUUGCAGUUUUUAAUGAAGGAACCUGGGGCUAUGCACCCAGACCACUUCAUAGUGUCCCUUUAAGGAGUUAAACCGUUUUAUGAAUGGUUUAACCCAAAAGUUGAGUAGACGCUGCUCAACAGUGACCACUUUGCCCCUCUUCUUCUCAUAUUCAAUGAGGCAGCCUUUGACUGGGCUCCGGUGAGUUGACCUUUUCAGUCUAUUUCUAACUUCCCAUUGAGGAAACCGUGUGAGAAGUUCAUACUUUAGUGAAUAGCAUGUUAUUUUGUUAUUUGUCCCUGUAUCUUGUAUUGAUAAUUGACUCUUCAGUUUUUUUGCUCCUUUCUCUUACGAUUAGAUACCACCACCCAUGAGCUUGUUUACAUUUUGCAGUUAGAGAUACAUUUAUUUAUCAUGUUUACUAUUUAAAGGUCUGAUAAGUUUGUUGUUAAUGUUUCUGUUACAUUAAUGCUUUAUGUUGCAUUGCAUCUCUUUAAAUUGAUACAUGUUUAGAUGGAUUAGAUGAUUUCAUUUCCAGGAAGUGAUGCGAUUAGAGAUUAUGAUGCCCAGAAUGGAAAAAGCAUUGGUCGUGUUUCAGCUUAAUACAAGCAAAAUUAAGCCGUGGCAGUCUGUAUGUGUGUGUCAGGCUGAGAACGCGCGUUUAAGUAGGAGAUUAAGAUGCUGGGGUAUUUUGAAGUGAAAGGGGGAUUAGAUAUUGUAAAAUGUCUGGAAUCUCAGUGCUUCGUGUCGAAGGUGAUCUGCCGUUACUCUGAUGCACAGAGUGCUGUAACUAUUGUUUUUAAAAAAAUUAUAUUUAGGUGUGCGCGUUUAGUUUAAGUGUAUAAAAUUUUCUAUUCUAUAGAUCACUGCUAGACAGCAAUUUUCUUUCUACCUGUUGUGGAACUACAGCCCAAGUUGCCCAGCCAGAGACACCUCUUUGUUCAGAAUCACCACUGAGCAUUAUGGGGCUUUUAGUACCAAGGGGGGAGCUAUGAUCUGCUUCUGAUGACCUAGAUCGGGUACUCUAGAUGUUGUGGACUAUAUCUCCCUAAUGCUCUUACAGUCAUAAUGUUGGCAAAGCACCAGGAGACAUGUAGUCCACAACAUCAAGAGUGGCAAAGGUUGUCUACCCCUCACCAGAAUCAUAACUCCCGACUGUUUCAGAUCUUAAAGGAGCCCUAUAACUACUGUAGCUAGCUGUUGAAUUCCAUCAUUAUUUAAGUUAUCUAUAAAGAGCAACAGUUUACUUUAUAGUUGUGAGACUAACAGACUAACCUAAUAUACCCAGAUUCCGAGGACCAUAAGCUUUGAUCGAGUUCCUUUUGGAACAUUAUACAUUACAGUGGUUCUUUCAAGGAUCCCAGUGAAAUGGUUUAUGGGCCUGUGUUUUGGCCCUUAACACCAUAAGGCUAUAUCACCGUGAAUUAAUCACUGAAACGUCACAUAAAAAUACAUACAAAAAAGUAAAAGCACACACAAAAAAAAAUAAAAAAAAUAAAUGAAUAUUACCCUUUUUUGGUGAGUAAUCCAGUGAACUACUGGAGAUCUAAGAUCAACAAAUGAGAAUACUUCUCAUAGUUUAUCAUAUUUUAAACAUUUUGUAUAAAAACACAUAGAGGUUUAAGCGGCACUUAACUUUCCCUGAUCACUUCCUUUUCUCUUCCUCUCUCAGAAUCUGUUCUUCUUUUCUUUAUUUCUGAUCUAGUUUUAUUUAAAAAUAAAAUAGGUAGGGACUACUGUGAUUUAUUUUUCCUACGCCUGACUUUCUCGGACACAAGGAUUAACUUAAAUCCGCUCCAUUUUCUGCGUCAUACUCGCGCUUUUUUUGAUGUUCUUGCCUGAACAUAAUUUGCCAUUUCUGAAUAUCCUGUCAUUUAGACUAGGGUGCUGGCAAAAUGAUCAAAUUUCGCCAAAUAGAAUGUAAACAAUACGUCCAUCCAUUUUUGGGCGAAAUUCGGUCCUUAUAUUCUGUUCAGGAUUUAUCUUGGAAGAAUGAAAUUCCGACCUAACACAGGUCUCCCAUGCGCCCAUGGUGGGGCACAUAUAAUAAUUAAUGGGGGCAUAAUAUCCCCCUCCAGCCCCCACCUGUACCCAGUGAGUGGGGGCUAUUAAACUAAAUGGGGGACCUAGUGUCUCCCCAGCCCUCAUCCAUUAGCAGCAAAUGGAGGCCCUAAGAAAUAAUGGGGGAGGACCUAUUGUUACCCCAAGCCCCACCCAGAAGCCGUGGGUGGGGAGGUGGGGAAUCUAAGUGAUAAUAGGGGAACUAUUGUCUCCCCCGCAGCCCCCACUCAUUGGAGGCAGGUGGGUGCUAAUUGUAAAAAUAACUACCUCCCGGGACUAACCACCACUCCAAAUAAGCACUGAAUAUAUAAUUGAUCAUUUAAAAAUUUCGAAAUAUAUACUACUUACCUUGGCUCCAGCACCAUCAUCACCCUAGUUCUGUGAGGGUUGCAUUAUUUUAAAAUGCUAUCCGUGCUGCAAAAUGUUCCAGACAUCAAAUAUUGCAAGUAAACAUUUCAAAUAUUUUUUUGUAAAAAAAAAAAAAGCAAAUUCAGUAUUUACUCGCCAGUAACUGUUUAAUUAGGCUAACCAAACCUUUUCGAACAAGGCAGCUGUUUUAAGUAAUACGAUUCUAUGUUUAGUGUCAUUUUUGGAUUUAUAAUAGGGUUUUUAAAUUUCAGUUUUGUUUUGGAAUAUGGAUUAAACAUUUUACACUUCUCUUUCUGGUUAACCCCUUCCCUCCCAGCAACAUGUAUACAAAGGCUAUUUUUUGUUUUGCAAAGUAAGACUGAAACCUAUAAAGAAAGCCCAGCUACCUCUCUUUUAGCUCCAGCAUUGGUGUUCACACUGCAGAGUAUUAAAUUUCUAUGCUAGUGCUUUAUCUCUCUGCAUAACUGCAAAUGGUUCACCCUCCAUUUAUUACUCUUUGGCAGCCCAUUUCCAUAAAUUGUACCCCUCAUAUUUAGUGAUAUGUUUGUAAUUAAUAUAGCUGCUGCUAUUUCAAAAGUAUACAUUUUUCUCUGCCCUAGAAUUCACUGCUUCUUCUACUCCAAGGCUCCCCUGCUUUUCCUCUGCCCAAGGUGUGUGUAUAUGAAUAUAUCUCAGAUGCACUCACUGACACACAGACAGGGCCGGCGCUACCUGUAAGGCGGACUAGGCAGCCGCCUAGGGCGCCCCUUGGGAAGGGGCGCCGCCAGGAGCGCCGGCCCCACUCAUGCUGCAGCCGCCCAAGCGCUCUGUAGUGAGCAUCAGGCGGCUGCAGCUUUUCCCAGGCGGUGCGUCCAUGAGGGCGGACUGCACCGCCCGGGCGCAGCCUGAGGAGAGGGGCUGACAGGAGGGAAGCGCUCAGCGCUCCCUCCUGUCACUCCCUCUGUAGUAGCGUGGCCGAGCCCAGUAUAGUCGGCGGGUACAGGGAGCAGCUGUCUGCUGUACCCGGCCGGACUAACAGGAAGUGCACACUCAGUGUUCACUUCCUGUUGAUCCCUUGAGCCUGAAAACACUUUCCCUGUACCCAUGACCUCCUACUAGGCUUCAGCUUCUGCACUCAAACAGAGAGGAGGAAGAAAAGAGAGGAGGGAGAAAGAAACGAGAGGAGGAAGAAAAAGAAACAGGAGGAGGGAAAAGAAGCAGGGAGGAGGAGGGAAGAAAAGCAGGGAGGAGGGAGGGAAAAGAAAAAGAGAAGCAGGGAGGGAGGGGAAGAAAGAACAGGGAGGGAGGGAGGAGGGAGGGAAGAAACAGGGAGGGAGGGGAAGAAGAAACAGGGAGGGAGGGAAAGAAAGAAAGCAGGGAGGGAGGGGAAGAAAGAAGCAGGAGGAGGGGAAGAAAGAAAGAAACAGGAGGGAGGAAAAGAAAGAAACAGGGAGGAGGGAGGGAAGAAAGAAACAGGGAGGGAGGAGGGAAGAAAGAAACAGGGAGGGAGGGGAAGGACAGGAGGGAGGGAGGUGGGGGGAAGAAACUAACAGGGAGGGGGGAGACAUUGACAGGGAGGGGAAUUGACGGGGAGAGAGAAAUUGACAGGGAUGGGGGAGUGACAGGGGAGGGAGGGGGAAUGAGAGUAACAAAGGAGUGGGGGAGAAGAGAGUGACAAGGGAGGGGGGAGAGAUUGACAUCCAUCACACACACAAUCACACACAAUGCACCCCUUACACACAAAGACAAUGAACCCCUUGCACACAGAAAAACACACAAUGCAUUACACACACAAUGCAUUACACACACACACAAUGCAACCCUUACACACAAUGCAUCCCUUACACACACAGAAACACACAAUGCAUUCCUUACACAUACUCAAUGCACCCCUUACACACCCUCAAAGCACCCCUUACAGACUCACACACUUCAUCCCUUACAUACACAGAAACACACCUUGCAGACCUUACACAUACAAACACAGAUUCACACAAUGCAUUCCUUACACACAAAUCAGGACAUCCCCUACACACUCCACCCCCUGUGAACAAACUCAUUGGUGGAACAUGGGACCCAGACCUUGAGCUGUGUAAAGGGCCCCCAAAAAAUGGAGCUGCUUCUCGUUCUCCCAGAACAUUGAUUUUGUGACCACAGUUACAAACAGCCUCCAGAGAUCCUGUUAUACACCAGACCAGUGGAGCCAGACUGCAGCUAGAGCCCAUCAUCAUCCUCAUCUGCUUGUAAGUAGGUAAUCUAGUAUAUUAUUCGUGGCACUAAUCUCUAAUUUACCUCACAUUAAAGAAACACUAUAGUCCCCAGAACCACUGCAGCUUAAUGUAGUGGUCCUGGUGUCUAUAGCCUGUCCCUGCAGGCCUUUUAAUGUAAACACAGCGGCACUGCAGCACUGCAGCACUGCAGCACUAGCGUUAGUUAACAUGGCAGGUCAUAUGGGUGUGGCAUUGUGAUGGGUCGGGGGGGGGCGGCAAACUUUUCUUUUGCCUAGGGCGGCAAAAAUCCUUGCACCGGCCCUGCACACAGAUAUAAACACGAAUAUACAUACAUAUACACACCCUGCCACACAUGCAGUUACAAUUAUACACACAUACAGUUACAUGCACUCACAAACAUGUAGUUGCACAGAUGCAAGCACUGACACACAUCAUUGCACAGACACACUGAUAUACACACACUGACACACAUGCAGAUACACAGAUACACACCCUGCCACAUAUGCAGAUACAAUUAUACACACAUACAGUUACAUAUACAGGUCACAAUUUUAGCCACCCUCCAGUUUCCUACCUUUUAGGUGCAGGAGACUUCUGCUGUCUGUGGUUGGUUGGAGUUAGCGGCCCCCCUGGAGAUGCGCUCCCUCAAUCGUAUACGGCUGGGUAUGAGUGAGAGCGACCUGGGAGGAAGUGCCCGGCUCUCUUUCACUUCAGCUAUCCCCUUUGGAUUAGAAGGCACUGACCGGUGCCCUCAAGACAUAUGUCCAUCGGAUGGCCUUAAGUGCCUGAGACACCCAAUGGACCCGCUCACUCUGUUCCCAACCUGAACCACCAUUACUUAAAAAAAUUGGGAAUAAACGUACCAUAGGUUGGGAAUCCCUGUCCUGAAACCUUUUUGUCAGAGGAGGGGAUGCAGGUCUCUAAGCACAAUGAGUACAAACAGAGACUCUUUUCAGGCAGAAAUAGCUGCAUAUAAAGCCCCAUAUAGCACAGAUGUUUGCUGCAGCUGUACAUAAAGUAUAUAUGGAUUUUACCCCCAAAAUGUUUUUAUUUUUUUAAUUUUUUUUACUGGUUAUUUGUACAUUUCUAUUUUAGUUAUUGUCACACUUUUAUAUGGGACAAAAAUUGUGUUUAUAAUUACGACUUCCAUAAUGGAUUCUGUGUAAUAUAUAUAUAAAAUGAAGCAUAAAGGUUGUCUAAUGUAGAUAUAUUCUAUAUAUUUUUUUAAAUCGCUCCAAUCAUUACUACAUCACACUGUGCCUACCACCCCCACAACUGUAAGUAUUUGGUUUUAUAGCCGCUAUAGCUCUCAUUGGCUGCAUGUGAUCAGCUGACUCUCUCUCAACCAAUAUGUGUUUAGCUCAGGAUUGGAGGUGGAGAGUGGAACCCAAACCAUUCUCAGAACUGUUUGACUCCUUACACUUCGGAGGCUCUAGAGCAGUUUUCCUGAAGGCACACCUAACAGUCCAGGAUUUAAGGAUUACCCGGUGACUAAAAAAAUAAAAAUAAACCUUAGACACACCCAGGUAAUCCCUAAAUGCUGAACUGUUAGGUGUGCCUUGAGGAGCACUGCUCUGGGGAACUGUUGGCACCAUAACCACUAUUUUGUGCUACAGUGAUUAUGGUGCUUGAAUGGUUCCUUUAAUUAUCUAUAUGCAAUCUACAGAUGAAAGUGUGGUUGUUUCCGAAGAUUAUGUGCUAGUCAAAGACUUGUUUACAAAUAGACUGACUAGGCAUAGAUUCAGGCAGCAGAGUAGAGUAGUAGUAGCUGAUCCAGUUAUCUUUUUGACUCUCUGUCACUCUCAUCCUAUCACUGGUUUCCCAUUAAGGGAAAUGUUUUAAAAACCCACAUAUGUUUUGAAUGUAUGUGAAGCUAUAGUCCCAAAAACCACAAAAGUUAUUUUGGGACUAUAGACUCCCUUCUUGCAGUGUGCUUACUGUUCACCCCUCCUUUGCCUUGUAAAAAUUAUUCUAAAUCCGCAACAAAAUAUAUCACUGGUACCGGCUAGGCAUCCCACGUUUUAAAUAAAUGCUAUAGUACAUUUCUAAACACAAAGAGCUUGGUUGUGAAGGGAUUCGGACUAUGGCAAAGCAAUUAUCAAAUGACUUUUUAGAUUUCUAAAGGGUUUGUCACACAUGUGACUUGGCUUAAUGAGUGAAUUAGAAACGGAGCCUGGGAAAAGAUUACCACUUUUAUCUUAAAAUAAAAAAAAUGGAUAUGAGAGAGCUUGUAAUCGUGAAUGUGAUUUAUCCUUUGAAUGGAUUGAACAUGUGGUCCUAGAAAGUACAAAUUGCUACUAACAAUAGGGCAAUAGUAGAUUAAAAGGGACAGCACACUAAAUUUUACUCUUUGAAAAUCUGUACAGUUAAUUUGUUUUGUGUAAUUAUGGAAUCUAUUAAAACUCUGUGCAACAUAUUUACAAGAAAUCAUACUUAAAGUCCCCUGGCACUGCCCCUCUAUUCAGUAUUAAAAAUGGAGCAGUUUAACAAUGGAUGAGGGUCCCUGGCUUCCCAUAGCCCUCCCCCACUGGAAGUAUGGCUAAGGCAAAGAUUACACACCUCCUUGUAUCCAUCCCAACUCGUACCAGCAAUAAGAGCUGUGAUAAGCUAGAUGCAUACUCUCUCAGCCAAUCACAGCCACACAUUGCUGCUCAAGCUAUCACUUCCUCGUUAGCCCGAGUAGCACAGAGGGGAUGAGUUGCUAGUGACUCUCAUUCAGCAUUAAAAUGUUAAAAACCAUUUAAUUCUGAAUUGAAGAGCAGUGCCAGGGGACUACAGACACUAUAACCACUUCAAUGAAAUGAAGCAUUGUACCUUUAAAUACUGCUCGGCUAAAGGGAGGAAGGCCAGCCAGUUGAUAGAAAGUGUGGGCUGAGCGCACGGGCGGGAGGAUCCUGGAAGAUUGAGGCAGACUGUCAGGCGCGCGAGGGAGCUGUAAUCUCCCUCCCUGUUCUGCUCUGCUCUGUUCCCUCGCGCGUCCUCCAGUGAUGCCAGGAGCUGGAAAAUGCUGUCAUUCCGGCCCCAGCAUCACUAAACUAUGGUGUAGAGCAGGGAGAUGACUGGACCCCAGGGAAAGCCGAACCACUCCAGCUCCAGGUAGGGACGCUGGGUGGUCACCUUAAUGUGUGUUGUUAUUGCAGUGAGUGUGUGUGUGUUUAGGUGACCGGUCCUCCUCCAAUCAUAUGGGAAGGGGUUUUUACUCACCUUUUUCCCCCCACGCUGUGCUAGUCUUGCUGCAGCUGGCCCUGCCUCCAUGACUGCGAUCAUCAAUAUUGAAGAUCUCAGCCAAUUAAAUGCUUUCCCAUAGGAAAGCAUUGGGAGGCUAUUGCGCAUGUGUGGCAAAACGCCAUGCUGCGCCAAUCCGCAUCUCCCCAUAGAGAUGAAUUGAAUGCAUCUCUAUGGGGAACACUGAGUGACUUUCACUAGAAGUGUUACUAGGCAACAAUGUAAAUACUGCCUUUUUCUCUGAAAAGGCAGGGUUUACAUUGAAAAGUUUGGAGGGACAGGUUAUAUACACGAGAACAACUACAUUAGGCUGUAGUGGUUCUGGUGACUAUAGUGUCCCUUUAAGAAUUCUAUGACAUUGAAAAACCUGGCUCCUAACUUUUUUUGCUGGCUCCUAGAUUCAAAGCAAAUGUGUCAAGUCCUGGUCUGUAGUGGCCCUUUAAUAAAGGAAGGCAUAUAACAAAGACACCACAAUGUUUUCAAGCUGCUGAGUGUGACUUUUCAAUUUUUGAAUACCCACAAAUAGCCACGUUCUGCCAUUCCUCUCAUUGACCUCUAACAACUCUCAGUACAGAAUCAUAUUCUAUAAUGAAUGACUCAGCUCUAGAGAAUCAAUUGGAGAUAGAACAUCCAUCAGGUUCCCUUUUCUUAGCUAUCUGCAAUAUCCAUUUAUACGUUCUAUAAAGCAGGAAAAACUCAUUCAUCUGAGAUGUCUAGUGCAAAAUUCCAGCUGUGACAAAAUUAUUUUAAAUUGAUGGUGACUGAUGUAGAUCGAUACAGAUGGAUAUUCUUCUAUAACAGCAUGAUAUCAUUGAGGUUAUGAUCCAUAUAUCUUAAUGUGUUCAUCAAUGUGCAUUUAUGUUUUUUGUACCUGUCAAACACCCAAUGUACCUCGUGACAUACGCACAGAUGUCGGCAUUGUAAUUCUUUUUUCUGUGUGUGAACGUUUUGCUCUGCAAGUUCUAAUCAUUAUCAUAAGUGCACAGUGUUUCAUCAGUCUUCCAAAAAAAAAAAAAAAAUGAGUCAUUUUGUAAGCAAGAAGGAAAGGCCACCAAUCCAAAAGCAUACGUCUGCUGUGCCGAGAUGAGUCACAACCAACCUAGAUGGACGCACAGAGGCCGAGCUGAUUCAUUGCUGCAACAUACUUGUUCAAGAAAACCAUUUUGAAUUAGUUGUUGAAGCAGAACCAGCUGAUAGUUCUUAGAAUGUUAUUUUAUCAUAAAUGGCAGGCUUCCCCAAACUCCGGCCCUCCAGAUGCUGCUGAACUACAACUCCGAAGAUUCUAUGAAUGAAAUAGAUAGGUAGAGAAUCAUGGGAGUUGUAGUUCAGCAACAUCUGGAGGGCUGGAGUUUGGGGAAGCCUGAUCAAUGGUUUGAUGGACCAGGUCAAAACCAAUCUUACCUUCAAGGUAUAGAUGAAAGUGUAAGAGUGUAUCAAAGAUCGUUGUUUACUGUUAAAAGACUGACUCCAACAAAAAGAUGUUAAGAUCUCAAUCAUCGUUCUGCAUUUAAAAGGAAAAAAAAAAGCUGUAUAAAUAAUCAUAAAAAGGUUGAUUUCUGUGUCCCUUGAGCUCGGCUUGUUUUUAUCAUUCUGAUGUCAUUCCAUUUUCCUUGACCUCAUCCAGUCCCUGAUUCUGCUUUACCUGUGUGCUGUGUGUUUUGCCCACCUGGGCUUUAGUGUUAACCCCGUCACAAGGAUUGGUAAUACAUACUGUUUUACUUUUUCUAUCCUGGUUGCGUAUUAAUCUGGUCUCUUGUUUUCUGCAUCGCUGGGUAACUAAACCUGACAAAGAGUUUUUGCCUGAAACAGGCUUACUCAAAAGAAAUGAAAAAUGGUGAAUUCUAACUUACAAUUUUCAGAGCUUAUAAUUGUCAGAUAAUGAAUGGGCACAGAAACAGACACUUAGGUUAGAGUGUCUGGUGAAUGUUCUCAUUGUAACAGGAGGUUUGGGGAAUACUAAUAUUUUUUCAAGUGGAACUCAUUGGCUUUAAUGGGGACCCAUCUCAUAAAUGGAAAUUUAAUAAAAUGUGCAUUGGAUGAGCUCUCCAGCGUAUUGUGUAGAAAAAGUACAUAUAGACGAGAAGCACACACUGUAAGCCUCAUUUUAGUGCUGAAAAUUCCAAUAUUUUAUAUUAUAUUUAAUUGAACCCUAAAGAGGCAUUAUAACUGUUAGAAUUUAUGGUAGUGGUUAUGGUGUAGUGAGCCCCAGCAUUCAACGUCUAGCAUCCACGCAUCAUCCAAUAUUGUGGAUGAUUUAUUUUUGAAUUAUCCAAUCACAGUGCAUACAAAAAUAUAGAUGACAAAAAAAUUAGUUACACCAACAACAGAUAAAAACAAAAUGGAUAAUUACUCACUCGCGUCUGGCCAUGGGGACUCCGGCAAGGAAAGAUGACUCAUUCAAAAUUAUAUUUUGGCCAUAAGCAAGUACAAUAGAUAUUUACAUAUGAUUUGGAUAUAUACACUCUGCAUUCAUCUAAAAUUUCCAAGCCUGACCCAAAGAUAAGGCAUAUCUAUAGAAACUAUAAGUGACCACCUCUGCGUGUUCCGGACCAAUUUCAACCCAAAUAUCUCAUUUUAUGUGAUUGCCACAGAAAUCAUAAUUGCAUCUAUGAACUUGUUGCAGUUUGUCCAUUCCAUAUGUCACAUACCCUACCAGGACCUAAUAUAAUGGACAUCACAAUUUCUUCCAAACGGCUUAAAUUGCACUAAUCAUGUCUAUGCUUGUUUCCAACAUUGUGCUUGUCCCAUUCUAAAUAUGCACAACAUGAGGCUUAAUUAUUAAUCUGUGGGUUAUUAGUCAUGUUUCUUUUUGGAUAUGAUUCUGAUAUGACACUGGGACACAAGGGUCUUUUGAUAUUCUAAUUAACAUGUCAAGAAAAAAAAUCCACUAUCUAACAAGUUACAGGCCAGAUGGUCGAAGACAGUUAGUUUACAUUGAAGCGCGGUUUACUGAUGAGCAACAUUUCACAGUUUGCUGAAGCCUUGGUUUAUCAAAAGCGCAAUUAAUUUCACACCUUGCAGAAGCCUUGCCUGUUCAUGUUGUAAACCAUCUGACCUCUAUCACAUUCCUAUAUAAUUUACGUUAACCCGUUCUGACAUUUGUCCUCUACCAAGUGGCCAGUUCGUAAAUGCACUACACAAGUUACAUGAAAUUGCAAAAUUCCAUAGUGCAACAAUUCAUUAUGUAUCCUUGCCAUGACACAAUAUUAUCAGUAACUGUACACUGAUCAGCCACAACAUUAAAACCACUGACAGGUGAAGUAAAUACCAUUGAUUAUAUUGUUACAAUGGCACCUGCCAAGGCAGCAAGUGAAUAGUCUGCUCUUAUUGAAAGCAGGAAAAAUUGAACAAGUGAAAAGAACUGCGUAACUCAUGAUAGUGAUCUAUAUCCAACUGGGUCAGAGCAUCUCCAAAAUCUCCAAAAAAGUCUUGUGGGGUGUUCCUGGUAGAUGUAGGUUAAUCACAGUGCCAUGAUUAUCCCUGUCCUCCAACGCUGGUGUCAGAACUGUACCAUGGAGCAAAUGGACAAGAUUGCAUUGUCUGAUGAAUCCCAUUUUCUUUAAGAUCAGGUGAAUGACGGGUGCAUGUGCCUUGUUUACCUGGGAAAGUGAUGGCAGCAGAAUGCUCUAUGGGAAUGCAGGACGAUGGAGGCCUUGGGCAAUGUUCUGCUGGAAAAUAUUGGGUCCCGCCAUUCAUGUGGGUGCUACUUUGACAUACCAAUUACCUGGAGAUUGUUGCACACCACGUACACCCAUUCAUAGCAAUGGUGUUUCCUGAUGGCUUUGGCCUCUUUUAGCAGGAUAAAAUAGCCUGCCACAUUUCAAAAAGUGUUCAGGAAUGGUUUGAGGAACAUGACAAAGAGUUCAAGGUGUUGCCUUGAACUUUAAAUUCCUCAGAUCUCAAUCAGAUUAAGCAUCUCUAGGAUGUGCUGAAACACUAAGUUCGAUCUAUAGAGACCCACCUCGCAACUUGCAGGACUUAAAGGACCACUAUAGUGCCAGGAAAACAUACUCAUUUUCCUGGCACUAUAGUGCCCUGAGGGUGCCCCCACCCUCAGGGCCCCCCUCCCGCCGGGCUCUAGUGGUUAAAGGGGUUAAAUUUACCUAUUUUUCCAGCGCCGGAAACUCUCUCCUCCUUGUCAUCAUUGGCUGAAUGCGCAUGCACGGCAUGAGCCGUGCACGCAUUCAUCCAGUCCAUAGGAAAGCAUUUUCAAUGCUUUCCUAUGGACGCUGGCAUCUUCUCACUGUGAAAAUCACAGUGAGAAGCGCCUCUAGCGGCUGUCAAUGAAACAGCCACUAGAAGCUGGAUUAACCCUAUUAUAAACAUAGCAGUUUCGCUGAAACUGCUAUGUUUAUAGAAGAAACGGUUAAACCUAGCUGAACCUGGCACCCAGACCACUUCAUUAAGCUGAAGUGGUCUGGGUGCCUAUAGUGGUCCUUUAAAGGCUCUGCUGCUCAUGUUUUUGUGUAUAUUAUUAGACACUGAUAUUAUUACACCAAUCUUCCCUAAACUAUGACUCGAGUGUUAGGAAUACAAACCUGUAUUCCUAACGCUAUGAUGUCUCUGUCUCUACUUGAAAAAACCACCCCACUCCCCUGUACAUUAAAAUAAAAUUGUUUAAAGUUGUAUUUACCUGAUGAAGUGAUAUAGGUGACUAUAAGUGUCUCUUAUUACUAGAUGAAUUGCAGUUGUUCUGGAAAAUAGAAAAUACUAGCAUUUCCCUCAAAUGCGUAAACAGGGAAAGCCUAUCCAGAUGAAUCGAGGUGGUCACAAAAGUAGGGGGAGCAUCCGGAGGGUACAGCCUGUACUGGGAGCAUUACUGCUAUGUGGUGUGGUUCGGGAGAUGUUACGGAACACUGACAGACUGGACUUCUACACUAGCACCCUCAACUAAUCUGACAUUAUUUCUUGCUUUAAAUUUGGGCAUUCUGGGCCCCAAUUUUGAAUUAUGUGAUACCAGUGGUAGAAGGCCAUGGACAUAGGUUGCCUAGCUAUGUCUCCAAAAAUCUGAUAUUCGAAUAUAUAGUUUUGAGGUAGGGUGCUGUAUUAAAUUUUUAAACCUCUUCUGAUUCCAAGUAUAUUUAAAUAUAAUAAAAUAGUUUUAACAAUAUGUUAACUUAUCCCCUACAUUAAACAAAUAUGUAAUUGUGAGGGGUGAAAAAUAAAAUGAAAUGUAAAAUUCUACACCUUUUUUAUACUGCAACUGAGCACCUUAAUCUUGGUUCCCUGACAGUCAUUGCAGUCAUUACCUUUCACACUGGCCUUACUCCCCCAUACCUCUCCAGAUCUCUGUCAGGGCUGCCGGCGGGGUGGUUGACGACCGUACAGCUGCCUGGGGGGAUUGGCAUGCCCGGGCUCUAUACCCACAGUGGGCCCACGCCUUGAACUGUGUAAGGGGCCCAAAACUUUUAAUGGCAGCCCUGAUCACUGUGUUUCCAUAACCAGCUUUUCUUGCACUUACAAAGCUAUAAGAAGGAACAUGCAAUGACACUGUGCAUGCUCCCUGCUCAUACACAAUUUCCACCACCAGCAGCAAUUACCAGGCUUCCCAACAGGCUCGAUUUAGGUGGGAAAAUCUCUAUUUUUAGGUCCUGUCCCACCAACCCGAUAUUGUUCCCUGAGUCCUGAAUCUGAGAACAUCAGGGAACUGUCCCCAGACCGCACAGCUCGAGCACACUUUUAGACAUGUUUGCUAUGUGCGACGGUACUAGGACUGUGCAGAGAGAGCUUCAACAGUGCUCCCUGCUUGGACCUGUAUGUUGGGGGGCCAACAGGAAGGCUGUCCGUCAAACCACUCACAUAAUGAGUGUGUCACUCUGGAAUCAGACACGCCCCCAUGUUUUUUUUUCACAGUGACAUGCCCCUUUAGUGCAUUGUUCCGCCCACUUUCCAGGCUAGCUAGUGGAAUCCUGGCAACAUAACUACUACAGUGUGUUAAAGUGGUUGUAGUGCUUCAAAAAUGUUUCAUAUUGAUAUAUUGAUCAAACAUGUUGCAAUUUAGGAGUUUAUGGGAGUUGUGGUUUACCCUCACUACUAAAUAAUAUACAAGUCAUUCAUAAAAACCAACAUCACUUUUAUUAUUGAAGCUAAUUAGAAAGAUGACAGAUAAACUUAAAUCCUGUGCUUAUUAAAGGGACACUAUAGUCACCAGAACAACUACAGCUUAUUGUAGUUUUUCUAGUGAGUAUAGUCAGCCCCUGCAGGCUUUUUGCUGUAAACACUUCCGUUUCAGGCCUCUGGCCCUCUUUUCUAUCCUAAUGUCCAUCUUUCAAGUGUGCCUCUUUGUCCAUGUGAAAUGUUGGGAGGUAUUCUUUCUGGCUUAGGGAAAGAUAAUGGCUGCAAAUUGUUCAGUAUAUACAGAAAUGUAAAAAGGUCUAUUUUAUUAUCUUUAAUUCUUUUUCAAAUGUGAUCUAUAUUAUGCAUGAACACUUUUUACUUUAAUUUUUUUUUUUUGCAUUAAUACACAACUAGCUUUCAAAGCAAUUUAUUUGAUACAUUGAAAGCGUAUAAGUAAGCAUUUUGAUGGAAAAUGUUUUUGCAAACACUUUUUUUUUUUUUUAAACAUCCCCAUGGCAACAAAGUGACUUUUUUAAAAUCAUCUCCUUCUGGUCUCGUCUACAGCUAAAUUUAUCAUAUUUUUUUUUCUCCUUUCCCAAAUUACUCUAUUUAGCGGUCUCAAUUUCAUUGAUCUGAUGGUUCGACAAGGAAAUAUAGAUAACCCGCCGAAAACACCACUGAUACCUGGUUUUGAGUUGGCUGGAAUUGUUGAAGCACUGGGAGGAAAUGUCACUGGCUUUGAGGUAAAUUAUUGGUUAACUUUUUCAGAUACUUUUUGAAUUGACAUUAUAUAAUGAGAGGGUUAACUGUGACUAAAAAUCACGCCAAAGGUGCACUGUAAUCGUUUCUUAAUAUAACGCGCUAAUAUAUGUAUCAUCUUAGAAAUGGAAUUGUGGAUUUCCAUAAUAUGUAUUUUAAGUCAAAAUUAUCACCUUAUGAAAUAAAUGUAUCAUUUAUCAUAUCAAGGGACACCACAACAACUUUAGAUUAAUGAAGCGGUUUUGCUGUAUACAUCAUAUCCCUGCAGUCUCAGUGAACAGUUCUCUGCCAAUUAAGACGUAAAGAACCAUUUAAUCCACCCAGACCACUUCAUCUCAAUGUGUGCAGUGGCCCUUUAAAUGUAACCUUGCAAAACAUUGCUGUAUUGUAGAAUGUGUACAAUGUGUUUUGUGUUCUGAGGAACACUGGAUUGGGCACCAGUAGCGCCAAGAGAGUCUGUGCACUGAGAAAAAAGGUAAGUAGAACUUUUUAAUGCGUAACGAUAGUGCCGUAAAACUUAUUUGAGAUUAAGGUACUAUAGCAUUAAUAAUACAGGUUUGUUUUCCUAACGCGAUAGUGUUUCUUUAACUAACUUGCUGCUGUUUAUGAAGCACUAGUCACUCCUCUCCUGGCUAUGAAAAAUACAGCUUCCAUGGGAAACAAAAAAGGAGGUAGAAUGUCUGUCAGCAUGCCUGUGAGCAUGUUUAAUUUAGAAUUUCAUAUCUCCUGCUAUGUUAAUACAUACAUAUAAGGCUGUUGUAAGACAUAAUGUGCCUGAAGUUUUGUAAUUUUUUACAGUUAGUGUCAAUUUCAAUAGACACUUUUAUAAGUGGGUGCCAAGAUGGGAGGUUUUCUUUCACUUGGCCCUGCUUGGGAAUACUUCCUAAAAUAGGGUGCAAAUCUACUAUGACAAUGACACAUUGGAUAGGACAUAUGCUUCUGAAUAGAGUGACUGUCAAUAAAUUCUAAUUAGUGGGGUAAUAGCUGCUUGAUCCUAAGAGAUAUCUGACUGCCAUUUUGGGGUCAAAACUGAUUUUCUUUCCCAGUUUGUUGCAAAAUCGGAAGUGCUUCAGACUGGGUGUUGCCUUCUUUUGGAUCAACAGCAAAAACAUAUGUGAGGAAGGCUGAACUUGAUGGACGCAAGUCUCUUUUCACCCUAUGUAACUAUAUAAAUUUACAUAUACCUAUGCAAAGCACGAGACACACGAGCCAAAGGAAAAUCAGAGCAACUACAGUGCGUGCACGACUGUUACUGUGACAAAGGGCAGGUCAACCACUUGGAGGACAGGCGACAGAAGGGCCUUAUUUUAAAAUAGUUUUUUCUUAAAAUCUCUAUAUGUCUUAAUAGAAUUACUGGAAAAUAUAUAUAUUUCUAUGUAAGAUUGAAGGAGAAGAAUUUUGAUGAAAGACUUCAACAGGUAAGUAUCAAUGUUUCCUUUUUUAGUUUGUUUGUUUUGUUUUUUUUAUAAACAUGAAAAUAUACCGCUCUUACUAAUACUAUUUUGGGAGUUCCAGAACGUACAAAAAGUCGAACGGUUCCCCUGGCUCACAGGUAGCGUAUGUCUGCCUUGUUCAUGCAAACAAACCUACCGAACAGCGCUCUCCUGGCUUGUCGCAAAAAGAAGCAGGUGUUCGUAUACUUUCACCAGUGUUCAUGCGGUCGAUUGUCCGAAUUGUAGUUCCAGACACUCGACGACCAGGUCCCGCACCCUGCAUUCGUGCGACAAGAUGGCCUCCGUUUUCUCCAGCGUUUGGCGUUCGGUUAUACGGUGGCCACACAGAGCGAGCACUUCCUAUUCUGUGGUUUUCUUUGAUGUUUAAUGAGCCAGGGGUGGUCGGUGUUCGGGAGAUAGAAGAAUGAACAUCACUAAUACCUAACCUGACUUGAUGACAUUUGCAGGCAAUAUUAACUAACAAGUCUUUGUUAAUCAAUUAGACCUUUUAACCUUUUGGAGCCAUCAUUGUAUUUGCCUGUAACUUUCAGUUUGUGUUAUAAAAGACACCAUUUUUUUUUUUUAUUAUUGUUUUGUCAUUAAAUUGUCAUUAAUGCAAUCUAACCCUGAUUAAUGACUAUUUCAUAAAUCAUUUCAGAUAACAAAAUUCCCAUUUAUUCUUGAUAAUGUUUACUGACUUUGGUGGCAUUACCAGCAUUAAAACUUAGAAUUUUUAAUACUUUAAAAUGUCUUGCGAGUCUAGCUGAAAGUCAUUGAUCGGUUUCCAAGCCUGGAUUAUAAUGUACCGGAUAGAGCGUUAUGUGCACUCAUGCCACACACACAAUACAAUUGAGAUUGAAUCUGUGUCAUGGUAGCCUUGACCUACAAUGUACAAAACAAAAUAAUUAAAAAAAGCAAGAACAGAAAAUGAUUGGUUCACUAUUUUGCGCUCAAUUAUAUGACAUUUAAUAAGGAACCUGUGACCUUUUUUACAGCAAAUUCAACAAAUAGCAUGCACCUUUUCCAAUUAUCAUUUGAGUCAUGUUUCCUGAGUGUACAUGUUGCUGUGAUAUGACGGAUUAUUCCUUCUCCAUGGCAACAUUGUUUGACGACAUGAAUAGAAGGCUCUCACUGUGGGACAGUAAUUAAAAGCAAGACCCUGAUUUAACCAUUACACAGCUAACGAGUAAAACAAAAAAUGAAUAAGGAGGUUCUCCAAGAUACAUUUUGAUUUUUUUUCAGGCUACGUUUGAGGUUUCUUUGAGGAAACCUAGAAGAACUAUUCUGUUAAACAUGGCAACUGGAGAAUUUGAUCAUCACCUAGGACACUCUUUUGGUGGGAUAUAGGUCCAUUUGUUAUGAAUCUCCCAUUCACAAUAUACUGGUAGAUCCAUUACGUCUUUCUUAGCACCAGUAGUGUUAAUAGGUUUGCCAUGAGAGAGCUUACAAAAAAUAAAUGCAAGAUUAAAAAUGCUGCUCUAAACAAAGUAUUUAUAUCCCUCUCAGCAGUGUAGCUACAAUAAUCUUUUAAUGUUUUAGUAAUUGUAAAAUGCAUUCUCUGCAAAGACCUCUGGAUGUAUAUCUUAUUUCUGUAUCUUCUGGGAACAUCUAACUCUUAGUCUACUUAAAGGGACACUAUAGUCACCCAGACCACUUCAGGUCAAUGAAGUGGUCUGGGUGCCAGGUCCCCUCAGGUUUUAACCCUUCACAUGUAAACAUAGCAGUUUCAGAGAAACUGCUAUAUUUACAUAGCAGGGUUAAUCCAACCUCUAGUUGCUGUCUUCCGGACAGCGUCUAGAGGCGCUUUUGCUGGACUGUUAGAAUGCCGCUAGAGGCGCUUCUGGUGGACUGUUAGAAUGCGCGCGAGGCUCUUGCCGUGCAUGCGCAUUCAGCUCCACACUGGAGCGGACGUCAGCGGGGGAGGAGAGGUCACCAGCGCUGAGGGAGCCCGACGCUGAAUUAAGGUAAGCUGUUGAAGGGGUUUUAACGGGAGGGGGACCUUGAGGGUGAGGGGCCCCCAAGGAUGACAUAAUGUCAGGAAAACGGGUUAGUGAUCCUUUAACCCCUUAAGGACCAAACUUCUGGAAUUAAAGGGAAUCAUGACAUGUCACGCAUGUCAUAUGUCCUUAAGGGGUUAAGCCAGAUUGACCAGACUAUUAUCAUUAUCGAUAUGUUAGAAACAUUUCACACUUUUCACACGGGGAGAAUACAUUCCCAAUUAAAAUUAAGCACUCAACAGACUGUAUAAGAAAAGUGUAAAAAGUUACUUUGCAUUCUUUUUCAAACAUCUGGACUCAUUAUUGAUAAUCCUGUAUUUGCAUGUUUCUGUCCCCCCAGAUUGGUGACCGUGUUAUGGCUUUUGUAAAUUACAAUGCUUGGGCAGAGGUUGCAUGCACUCCCGCUGAGUUUGUAUAUAAGAUUCCGGAGGACAUGACUUUUCCCGAAGCAGCUGCCUUUCCAAUGAACUUUGUUACAGCAUACAUGAUGUUAUUUGAGGUUGCGAAUCUCCGAGAAGGAAUGUCGGUCUUGGUUCACUCUGCUGGUGGUGGAGUCGUAAGUUACUUGCACAUUAUUGUUUGACUCUUUUUAGAAUUGGAAUGACAAUGGUAUAUCAUGUCAAAUAAUGGUUGGAAUUAAUGCACAGAAGUGUGCUAACUGAUUCAAUGCAUUGAAAUUUAGUGAAAAUUAGUUGAAAAACACCCUCAAGCUACACCUUUCUCUAACAUGAUAGACAAACAUAACGUUUUUUGUUUUGUUUGCUUUGUUGUAAUUUGGAGUAACCAAGCACUACCAUUCAAGAAAAUGCUAAAACAAAAUCAUUAAAAUAAAUAAGCUCUCUUUCGAAGCAAACCUUGGAAUAUACAUGCUUCAAGGCUGUAUUUAAUUCUCGAAGUAUAUAUAUCAUGACAUGGCAACCAGAUUCCUACUUCUUUGCACGAUUCUACCGUGUACCCCAUGCUGAUGUUAAAGGCUUUCAUCGUUCAGGCUUGUUAAUGACAACAUUUUCUUCAAACGUUCUGAAAAUGGUACACUCCGUAUUCAUGGGUCCAUGUUAGAAAUAAACAAAAUAAAUCAGUUAUUAUAGUUAUUUACUAAACUGAUAAUUGUCAGAAGUUCAAAGUGAAUUCAACUUUAAGACCAAAAUAUUUAAACAGCAGGAAGCCCUCUCAAAAGUCUUGGUUCCUGUCCUGCCAUCCCCACUUUGUGUGACACCAGAAAACUAAACAGCACUGUCUGUGUGGGUUGCCAUUAGUGUGCAAUCCUGUGUGACAUUUACAGUAGGCUGAUUCACCUAUUGCAUGAGAGGAAUGGGGGGGGGGUGCCCGGGGCAGCAUGUUGACUCCUGGGCCCCUCUUCAUCAUGCAAGAAGACUCAAUUCAAUUCAAUUGAUUCAAUGCAUCUCUAUAAGGAGAUGCUGAUUGGCCAUGGCUUUGUUUGGCUUGUGCUGACUCUGCCCCUGAUCUCCCUCUUUGACAAUCUCAGCAAAUCCAAAGCUUUCCUACGGGAAAGCAUUGUGACUGGCUGAGAUCACCACUUCUGAUGAUGUCAGCUAAGGAGGCAGAACAGGGACAGAGCCAGCACCAGCAGACUGGAAUAAAGGUAACAUUUUACAAUGAUGAGAGGGUAAAGGGGAGGCCAGGGGGGCUAGAUGGUGGGUUUAACUCUAUAGGGUUAGGAAUAGAUGUUGGUGUUCUUGACCCUAUAGUGUUCCUUUAAGGUUCCAGUUGAAAAACAAACUGCAAAAUGUAGUUUAAAAUACUGAAGCUGAUACUGUAUUUGAAAAUAUUUUUUUUCAAUUCACCAAUUGUUUUUUAGCUCAAAGUACAUUUUUCCAUGUAAACAAUCUGUACAGAGCACUUUCAAUUUACAUGCCUCCCAACUCCGAUAUCGAGAGAAUCUGAAUGCCGGUAGGAGGGGUUAAACAGGUGUUUAGGUGGAGUAGUUAGAACAUUCUUCUUUACUUCAUAUUUAGAAAAGAAAAAAGCAUCACUUUCCCUAUUUAUUGGUGGAUUGCACUUUCCAUUACUCUCAGCCAGCAGCAUGUUGAUGAGAGCAGUUAUCCAUCAAGAGCCUGUGAGGUUCAGAUUUCUCUGCCUUUGAUUGGCUUGUUAGUACCAUAGGGCUAAAGUCUUGCUCACGCAGUGCUGUCAGCCUGAUCAUACGUUGCAGCACAGACUGGUGUUUGGUGUCACUGUCCUCUGCAGCGUAUGGCAUUGUUAGAACAGAUAAAUCCCUUGAGACAGAAACCAACCCUUUCUGACGUAAACUAUGAACUCGCAAUGUCAGAUCAUAUAAGAGGUGGCUGCAUCUUAACAUUCUCUAAGGUGCAUUAAAACACUUUCCCUGCAAAACAUUUUCCAGAACCACAGUCAGCGGCAAUAAUUUGGUCUAUGUCUGCCAUGUCCCUUACAGAGAUUCCUGCUCAGUAACAAAACAAGUAUAGAAUGCCAGUUCUGAUCACUCACAUAGAGAGACAUUUUUGCUACUUCUUGCCUUUGGAUGUGGGUAUACGUCUAACGCAAGCAUAUAUCUGUGCAUUGGGUUCACAAGAUGCUAGGGCACAUGACACUCACAUGUUUAUUACAUGAUUGCUGACUGAAUUAGCAUACCAGGAAAUUAAAGUGGUCUGGGUGCAAUGCCCCUAUUGCACUUAUUUCUGCAAUGUAAAACGUUGCAGUUCCACAGAAACUGCAAGGUUUACAUUGCAGCACUAGGUCAGCCUCCAGUAGCUGUCUACCAGACACUUUUGGUCCAGUAACUGAGGCUGGACGUCCUCACACUGUGCAUGAGGACAUCCAGCGUCAGCUAUUGCCCCAUAGGAAAACAUUGAUUCAAUACUUUUCUAUGGGGAGGACUAAUGCGUGAGCGGCACUCGACGCACAUGCACAUUAACGCCCUCUUGUCGAGGUAUGCCAAGGGACAUCGUCGCUGGGAUUAGGUAAGUAAAUAAAAGCUUUUUAACUCUUUAGACACUCAUCACCCUUAAGAUAUUUUUAACCCUUUAUUCACCAUGGCGGGGGUGGUGCGAGGCAAGGGGGUGGGGGGGCAGAGGUAGCUUAGUGCCAGGAAUACGGCUUUAUAUUGGAACUAUAGUAUACCUUCAAAGGUAGUGAUGUGGUAUAGACCGUUUAGGCCAAAAAGAAACCAUAAAAAUGCUUACUAAAGGGCCAAAAUAUAGUUACUGGGUAAAGCAGGGGUUGAAUAGUCCUCUGUUUAUGCUUCUGACAAGUUAUUGUUGGACCAUGACAUUUUUGUGCUUUGUAUACAUUUAUAAAGCAUCCCUAUCCAUAAACUAUCCAGAGCAAAAAAGAAAAUGAAACCAUCUACCAACUAGUCAUAUGGGGCUUGGAUUAACGCAUCUAUUUUCAUGAGUUGCCUUCUAAAAAUGUCAAGUAUACGGAUGAGUGGAAAGAUGAGGUUAGCCCACUUUCUUUGUUAAAGGUCUCUUCUGGUCAGUGUAGCAAUUGAUGGAUAAAUCGAGAUCCCUACUAGGACAACAAUAAUACAAUAUUAUUUAUCUUCAGGGUCAAGCUGUCGCACAGCUCUGCUCAACAGUUCCCAAUGUCAAAGUUUUCGGAACAGCUUCAGCAUUUAAACACGAGGCCAUCAAGACUUCCCUCACUCACCUUUUUGACAGAAACUCUGAUUAUGUCCAAGAAGUGAAACGGUAAGACAUGCAUUGAUGCUGUGAAAUUCCCGUGAAGGUUCUGGGUUCUAGAUCAUCCAUGUGACUAGGCAGUUGCCUUCUAUAUUACUGAAUUCUUUUUUUGUUUCAGGACACAAACGUAGACAAUCACAAAAGUACAUCUUAACCAAAAAAGAUUUUUUUUGUAAUUCAAACUGUAGAGAACCUUCUGCCUUUUAUAAAGGCCACCAGCAUUAUCCAGUUCUGAGAAGACUUGAGCUAAUAGACUUUGCAUUCCAACUAGGGCUGCUUUAUUUGUUUCUUUUUUUUUUGUCGUAUGCAUUACAUAUCAUACCUAAGACCAAGAGCCACGAUGCAGGUCUGGCAAGCUAAAAAGUGCCUUCUUUAUCGGUUUCGACAUUUCAAGUUGUUUAUUAUUCUGGAGUAUAAAAUGGUGCUUCUGACCAGAUGGACUCAGAUUGUUGCUCUUGUAGCGCAAAAGAAAGGAGAUGCACAGGAAAAGGUAGACUCUAGUUACGUGCAUGCAUUAAAAAUGAUAUGCAAAAAGGCUACUCUACAUGUAAUCUUUUAUGUUCAACAAUGGCAAAAAUUAUGACAUCACCGCUUGGAGUGCAGUGGCCCAGUGGUGCAGUAGAGGUGAGCUAUACUUACCAGAUACUUCUGUUCAAUGGUGCUACCAUCUUAGUUCUUCUUCUGCUUGGAACCCACAUCAAUGCUGUAUUCUUGCACACGCACAAGAGUACACCGAGUCUAUGGAGGAUCCCACAAGACUACAGCUGUUGGAAGUGACAAAACUUGACAGUCGUGCCUUUGCAAUUUGUCAAGUUAGGCAUUUAUCAUAAGACAAAAUAGUCUCUACUUUGUCUUAUGAUCUAUUUUGACUUCAUUGGCAUUUCAAUACAAUUUCAAUACUAGUCUUUAUGAGCAUUUCAGAAAGAUUUUAUCUUUAUAAAGUGCUCGACGUGGUUUUGGGGGUGAUAGAGCUGCUUUAAAGGAAUUAGAAUAAUUAGACUUGACCUGUAUUUGCUGACCUGGCUUUGUAAUCCUUUCCUUCUUGAGACAUCAUCAGUCUGCUAUUAGGCACACUUUGAUGGUAGCUGUAUCCAGCGAAAGAGACACGAGAACCUUUAAAUACACCCUGAAUGCUGCUGUUGCUAUGGGUAUCUCUGAAGGCUUUGCUGACAUUGUUUGAUCAUGAAAUGAAAAUUAAUCUUAGUGACCCAGAUACUAGUAGACAUUGCAUUUACAGCUUUUUUUUAUUACCAUACAUGAAAUAAUAUCUUUGCUGUGGAACAUAUUUGCAGAGCAGUGUAGAAAUAUAGUUAGUCCAUAAUGUCUUAAUGUACCUCCCGAGGGUUCCUAUUUAGGAGGGACAGUCCCUCUUAUCUAUCCUAAUGUCCCAUUUUUCAAGGAGCUCUAUAUUGUUGAUGUGUCUGAGUGUAUAUCAGAGCGCCACAUCAAUAUUACUCACUGUAAUGUGUCUUUAAACUACAAUUAAUGUGUUUAGAAAUCAGUCUGUGUAAAUAAGAACAUUGUUUUUGUUCUAAAUUACAUUUUAGUUGUAUAAACCUAUUAGUAAGUCACCUAAAGUUUCUCAGAACAGCCCCGCCACCUGUCACACUCCUAAAAUUAAAAUGUCCCUCUUUAUCCAUUUGGAAUGUUGGGAGGUAUGCUUUUAAUACUCCAGGAAUUAAUUUAAACUUGGAGAGGAACACAUUUCUUUGCUAGAGUCUAAUUCUGACCACUGCAAAUGCGUUGAAAAUUACAGCCUCCCCCUACAUUGUAAAGAAAGCUUGCGAUUAAAACUUUUUAUGGCUUAUUUCUGAAGGGGAAAGGGAUAGUGAGGCCCAUGACGUCACUCAGAGCAGUACAGAAAUCAGUCCACUUCAAUGUAACACUUUUCAAAUGUCUGUAUUUUACUAAUAGAAGUAUGUUUAGGUACGUGGGUCAUAACAGAUCCAGUGUAGGUUGGGUGACUGCAGGGUGCAGGGGGAGGUAUCUUCAUCUUGCUGGUCCUCUUCAACUCCUGGAGCUUCAUUUGCCAGGAGCCUCGUCAUUGCUCUACAUAGGCACAUGAGCAAUAGUACAAUACUGAGUUUGCGGGAGAUUCCACUGAUCGAUGCCUGAAUCUUACUUGUGAAGGCUGCUGGGAUUUGACAAAAGUUGAGAGCGGAGCUCUGCCUUCUGUUAAAUUCUGGCUUUGUCAACCUCUGGUUUGUACUUUGUCUUCUGAUAUCUAUGGAUUGCACUGGAAUUCCAUUGAAAUCAGCCUUGAUCGGUAUUUUUUAUUUUUUUGUCAAGUUUAUUCACCAAAGUGAGUACUCUUAAUAGUAGCUUAACUGGAAAAAACUGUCUAAGACAUCUAUGCUUUCAGUUCAGGUGCUCUGACCUUACAUUUGAAAUGCAGUUUGAAUUCUCAUUUUAGUAAAUACCUCUGUAUAUCUUUAUGAAAUACUAACAGAUCUGCUUUAAGAGUAAAUGGAUAUUGGGCAAAAACAAAAAAAAAAACUAAAAUGUUUACACUUCGUUUUCAUUUUUAGGAAGGAGUGUUGCUCAUAGCUCCAACAGGAUCCUUCCAAAUAUCCUGUCUUUGACUAUUUUAUCCUACAUAUUGUAUACGACAAAAAAUAUUUUUCCUUUAUUUUAAUAUUUUGGACCUUCUAUAAAAUAUUGCAAUGUAAGGGAUGUCAUAGUGUCGUCAUUCUCCUAAUAUUUCUUUAAAUAACUAAAUUACAAAUAAUAUUGUGCAAAUUUACAUCAUUUACAUUUUUAUGUAUGUCCGAACAGCAAUCGUUAACCCUGCUCGUUAAAGAAACAUUAUACUAAUAUUUUUGUUUUUCCAUCAUUUAUUGCAGAAUUUCCCCAGACGGAGUAGACAUUGUUUUGGACUCUUUAUGUGGAGAAAACACUGGAAAAGGAAUUGGGCUUCUUAAGCCUUUGGGAACAUAUAUUUUAUAUGGUAGGUUCUUUGUAACUACAUGUGUAUUUGUAGUUUAGUUCAAUCCAGUAGCUCAGUGAUACCUUUUCUUGCUGUGGACACAAUCAUUUUCUUUAUAAAAGAUCAUGUGACUCACGACUAGUCUUGGUGAUAUUGCCUUUUAUUUUAAUUGUAAUCGCGAAUAAAGAUUGUAUGACAUGAUUUGCCCAUAAUUCUCCCUGAUCAACCAAUAGAAUGACAAGGAAAAUGCAGCACAGGUGCAUAAUUAUACACAUUUGAUUGCACUUGAUGAGUUUCAGGAUAUUUAGGCAAAUACAAAUGCACUUCGGCAGUGCUUAGCAUAUUGGCCUUAUGUCAUGCAUGACUGCUGGAAUCACACCCUCCUCAUCGGCCCCACCUCUCACUAUAUCACACCAUCCAAAGUUGGUUGGUCUGCUCGAGGAUACAGACUAUUUGUAAAAAAUUAUGGCAGUAACAUUGGAUCUAUUGUAUUCCAGGCUGACUUUUUCUACUUUUUAAUGUUUGUUUUAUUUUUAUAAACAUCCCUACCACCAUUUCUGUAUUCCAACAAUGUAGGCCCGAGAACAUUGGUUUAUUGAGUUUGUUUUAUUUUUCAACCAUUUUUUUUCUUUUCUUUUAAUUAAGUAUGUUUUUUUAUAUAUAUUUUAGGCUCAUCCAAUAUGGUCACGGGUGAAACAAAAAGUUUCUUCAGCUUUGCCAAAUCAGUAAGUGUCACUAACAACUUGAACGGGGAAAUCCAAUAUGUAUAAUACACAGAAAAACAAGCCAGGUUACACUCAUUUGAAUAAUCAUGUUAUUUUAUUUUUAGAAUAAAUUAUUUUAUUCACUAAAAAGUAAGGGAUUGUGAGCCGACAAAACAUUUGCAAAAUAGAAUAACUAAAACAUCAUAAUAUGUUCUGUUUAACUCAAUAAGCAUAAUAAGGUUAUACAGGAGAACUGGUAAAUAAGUGUGAUGGAUUAUUGGUGGAACCUCCUUGUUGAUACACUGUGUUUUUGCUUUCUUCAAGUGGUGGCAAGUUGAAAAAGUGAAUCCCAUUAAACUUUAUGAAGAGAAUAAAGUUAUGGCUGGCUUCUCACUGCUAAACCUGCUCUUCAAGCAGAACCGUGCCCCAGUCAUUAAGGGGGUGAUUGAUAAACUUCUGGCCCUUUACAAUGAGAAGAAAAUCAAACCAUUAGUGGAUUCGUUGUGGGCUUUGGAAGAAGUAAGUAGAUUUUGUUUCCCGACUUGUUAUUAAUAUGAAUGAUAAAGGAGUAUGAGUGUUUUAAUUGCUCUCUGUGGAAGGUAAUGUCAAAGAUUCACUCCUGCAAUAUCAUCCAAAUCUAUCCAAAGUUGAAUGUCUAAAGUGUUUUUAUCAGGGUUGAAAUAGCCCACUCAGUUUUUGGUGGGGUUAGCCAACAUUGACCACCUUAAAUAUUGACCCAUUGACUUCAAUAAAAUUUUGCCUGCGUUUUAAAUAAAUACAUUUAUUUAUAGUGCUUGAGUUUUGAAUUGUUGCUAUAAACCCCUGUUCUCCUAACAUGAAGUUUACUUACUUCAAUUCCAGGGAAGAGAGGGUUACCAUUCUGUCAACAAGAUCAGCAAUAGUAAGCAUGGAAGCUCACACGCAAAUACAAAGCCUCUCCUAGUGAAGCAUUUUGGUCAUAUGGCACUUGUGUGACAAUCAUUGCACUUGAACAGAAAAUGCUUCUCUUGAAAUUGGCACUUUAUAAAGUAAGACGGAUAAGGAGGUAGAAGACAGUAUUUAAGUUUGCGGGAUAUUUGCAUAUUUCGCAAAGACCCCCACAACAGAAAGAUCUUGUGUGGAUUUAGUGGCCGCGUGGGGUUCAGGGUAGGUGUGUUUUAUUUACCUCUGGCUAUCCUUAGUGGUAGCCGCCAUCUUAAUGCUACAGGUCUGUUGGACUUGUGCUUCAGCUGCAAGGAGCUGCACGAGUACACCACUGAGGUCUCUGAAGAUUCCCGCAUUACCGUAGAAAAAUCUUGAAUCCAACAGCCGUCAUUUGUAAUGGCUGCUGGGAUUGGGCAACAGUUGGUGAUAGAGCUUCUCCUUUGGUCAACUUUUGUUAAUAUCAUCCUUACUAUUAGACAAAGUAGUUCCUACUUUGUUUUAUUGAUAUUUUUGGGUUGCAUUGGAAUUUGUGAAAUUCCAACACAGUAUUUCAUAAAGAUGUUGUCUAUAUUAAAUACUGAAACGUGACAGAUGCUCUUUAAAUCCUAACGCACUUCAACAACCUGGCGUGUUUUAUGGGUUUCCUGUAAGUGAUUAUAGUCUCCUUUGAAUUUAUGUUGGUGAUGCAUUUUUUUAGUUGAGGUCCUUCUGACCUACAUAAAUCUGAGGCAGUUCUAACUUAGUAGAAACUAAUUAUUGAGGGCUAUAUUUACACUAGAUCUAAAUUUAGCAUUUGAGUGUGGGCCUCCCACUACUUGCUUAGUAGUAUUGCUUCAUCCCAACACUGCUGAUACAUCCGGCAUGUAAUAUUAAGCCAAUUAACUGAGAAUAUGCUUACCAAUGAAGAGAGUACUAGAGGGUAGUUGAUGAGUAGUACAGUUCUCGUAGAAAAGACCUGAAAGGGUCAAAAAGUUAUCAUCUUGAAAUCUAGCUGUUAAUGCCAGAGCAGAACAUUCUAUGACGGAACAGGGUAUGUAAAGACUAUCAUGAAGAUGGCAUGGUCAAUAACAGGUCUAAAAAGGAUUAAUGUCCUUCACCUUAGUGAAAUAAAUCUUCAAGAUUCAGAUUAUUAUUUAUUUAAUAUGAGUGCAGUUACCAUAAUAAGGGCUUGUAGCCCUUCAAAAGAGUAGACAUUUUCCUUUCAGCCAACUCGGCAACAUUUUAACAUCUCUGUAUCUUUAUCAAGCCAGACACGAAAGUGUCAAAUGUUGCCACGUUUUGUGGACAGAGAAUAAACUUCACUAAAUCCAUGUAAGGUAGUAUUUUUGUGAUAUGCAGACAAUGAUGUGCUACAUAUACUUAUACGCUAAUAAUGCUCUCUCCCCAUGCUCAAGGUUAAAGAAGCAAUGCAGAGAAUUCACGACAGAGGUAACAUUGGAAAGCUUAUCCUGGAUGUGGAGAAGACUCCAACCCCACUGGUUCGUUUAAAAAAACAAAAAAACAAGUAUUUCAGUUGUCACACUGUGGCAGAACCAGAGCAUGCUAAUUGUGUGCCAGCAAAUAGCCUUAGUAAGUGGUUGUAACGGCACUGCCAGGCGUAAAAGGGGUUUAACCGCCGUUAAGAAGAUCUUCCCCUUCCAGAGACACAGGCACAGCUACCGCAGAACCCCAAACUCCCGAACAGGAUACAAAGUAGCAUUCCAAACUCCCGAACUCGAACCUCACAAAUAGCUGCUAGCAGCUGAACAGGAAAAGCACCCAAGCGGCUUACACUCCUCGCAAUCAGUCUAUAACAGCACACAGUAAAUCCCCCAAGAACGAGACAAAGCUCCGUGUUGAGGGUCAAGCAGUGAACAGACUGAGCUGUGUCUUUAUUGGCCUUAUAUACACAUUUUACAGACAAAGUCUCACCAACAGGGUUUUGUGGAACAUCCAAUCAAAACAUACAACACAGAUACACACUCCCACAAUGACAUCACAAUCUAUCCUCUCUAUCCUUGAGAUAAUUCGGAAGUAAUCCAAUUAUCUCCAAGGACAGAGGCAAAACUCCGUCAAGCACAAAAAAAUACAGUAAAAUACAAUGAAAUACACAAAGUUACAUUUAUUACAUAAAAUACAGACAUGCAACAUAUCCCCAGAUAGCUUAAGUCUGAGCACACAUUAUUACUGAAUGGCGCUUAGACCACACACAUACAGUUCAAUUGCCAUGGAGCCAAAGUCUUUUAUUACACGAAUAGGCUCCAUGGCAUAGCUAUCUGGGUUAAAUGUGUUCAUUCAGUAAAUCCGAGAAUCUACCGAACGCCAGGGCAGAAAAACAUGAAUAGAACUUUCUGCAUAGGAAAAUAAAGUAUUUAAAUGCAGGUCCAUAGUCAAAAUGCAACAGGCAGGCAACUAGGCUCCUCCAAUGCACAGUGGCGAGAUUGGUCUCGUCACUGUGGUCAUGCCCAUUGUUGGGCUAAUUGUUCGGCCUCGAUUGGACAAAGGGUGUUACUCUUCUUCAGGCUUUUUUGAUCUUAGACAUCACAUUCAGACUAAUUAGACAAUGGCCACUGCAUUCACUGGACUAUUUGCUUGGUGGCAAUAUUCUUCAUUAGACUGGUUAGAGAGUGGUAAUGCCAUUCACUGGGCCAUUGCCAUGUGACCAUAUCCUUCACCAGGCUGGUUUCCCAGUAGCCAUAAUGCUCAUCAGACAGCUAGCCAAAAGGCCAUAGCUUUCACUAGAAUGGCUGCCCAGUGGCCAUACAUUUUAUCAGGCUGGUUGACAUAUGAUAACACAAAACAUGCCAUCCCCUGUGCACUGAUUGACAGCCCAUAAAAAAAUCCUUAUAUUCACAGGCUAUGCCGUCUCUGUGCGGACAGUUUGUCUUUGUAAUAUUAUUUAUAAAACCCACACAUGGUUAGUGUUUGCAAACAAAUUGCCUAUUUUGCAAGUAAACCUCCUGUUACAGUGUUUACAGAACAUCCAGCCUUGUACAAACUGGAACACUGACCAUUAAAGAGUCUCUGUUGUUUUACCGUGCACCACUAUGUUCUCCACUGGACUCCAAAUACACUGAUUUUUUUUUUUCUUUGGCAAACGAAGCAUCCGGGAGUAGUUUUCCAAAAGAUUACCCAAUGCUCAUGUGGAUAAAAUAUGCUUUUGUUUACAGACUUUGAGACAUCAGUGCCAUUUAUGUUCAUCGUUAGAGCAAUUAGUGUAACUUCUAAAAGUAAAUGUUGCCAGCUUUUAAUAUCAGAGAUGUUUACAGUAACAUAUCAGAUAUUGUUGCUCAGUGACAUCAUGGUCAAAGCUUGCUUAAAUAUGUCAUGAUUUAUUAAUCACUACAUCUGGGUGCCUGAACUGUUUUUGGCCUGUAAUCCUGGUGUGAGUAAGGUGACUGACAGCUGUCUUCUGCCAGUAGAAGUAACUUGUCGCCAGACCUGGUUUUGGAAGUGAGCGUUUGUGUAGGUCAAGAUGGCGAACAGACGACAGCAAAAUCUGAAUUUUAGUGCAUACACUGUCCAGCCACAACAUUAAAACCAUCUGCCUAAUAUAGUGUAGGUCCCCCUCUUGCUUCCAAAACAGCUCUAAUGUAUUGAGGCAUGUUAUCUGUGGUAUCUGACACCAAGAUAUCAGUAGCAGAUUCUUUAAGUCCUGCAAGUUGCGACGUCAAGCCUCCAUGGAUCAGAUUGGUGUUCCAGCACAUCUCACAGACAGGGCCAGAUAAAGAGCUAAUUGGGUCUGAUGCUAGAAAUUAUAAUGGACCUAAUUACAGAAUCUUAGUGAAUAUACCAAAAGGUGGACAUGCCACAGUUAGAGAGACAGAAGCAGUAAGAACAUUUGCACAGUGCUCAAAGUCAGCUUUACCAUAACUAAUUUAUAGUCAACCAGUCCACUCAAGAUUUGUCCCCCUGCAUCCCUCCUAUGUUCAAAUACUAUAUAUUGUUGGGCCUAUUCCAUGGACCUGGGCCUGGAGCUUCAGCUCCAUUAACCCCUACGUUAAUCCGGCCCUGCGCACAGAUUGAGAUCCGGAGAAUUUGGAAGCCUAGGCAACUCCUUGAAAUCUUUGUCAUGUUCCUCAAACCAUUCCUGACCAAUUCUUGCAGUGUGGCAACAUUAUCCUGGGGAAAGAGGCCCCUGCCAUCAGGGAACACCAUUGCCAUGGAUAGGUAUACAUGGUCAGCAACAAUUUUUAGCUAGGUGGUGUCAAAGUAGCAUCUACAUGAAUGCCAGGAUCCAAGGUUUCCCAGCAGAACAUUGCCCAGAGUAUAACACUGCUGCUGCUUAACAGCCUUCUUCCCAUAGUGGAUCCUGACAUCUCUAUCCCAGGUAAACUAUGCACACGCACCAGGCCAUCCACCUGAUAUAAAAGAAAACGUGAUUCAUCAGGCCAGGCAACCUUCUACCAUGGUUCAGUUCUUAUGUUCAUGUCCUCAUUGGCAGUGGACAGGGUACAUCAUGGGCACUCUGACCAGUCUGCCGCUUUACCACCCUUUACACAGCAAACUGGGACUGCACUGUGUGUUCAGACACCUGACAUUUAAUUCAGCAAUUUGAGCUACUCUUCUGUAUGAUCAGACCACAUGGGCUAGACUUCACUCCCCAUGUGCAUCAGUGAGCCCUGGGCACCCAUUACCUUGAUGAAUAUUAAUUGCACCAUUUUUUUGGACAAAUCACUGCAUACUGUUCUGGACCAAACCAAGUGUUUGUCUGAAUAUCUGCCCCUGUCCAAAUUGUUUGAAAUAAGAUGCGUGCACGCUGAAGUAAAUCACACUGACAACAAGUUUCAGAUGAAUGAAAAACUUCAGAAUGUUUACUUAUAAAGGCAGAAAUACAUCAUAUGCAAAAUAUGGAAGCACGUGAAAAGUACAUUUUAAUUGGUAUUUGUUUAAGUGUUUUAUCUUGAUGGACUUCCUACAGGGUGUGAGGUCAUCGGCAUCCUGGGUGCAUUACAUUAAAUUCUUUAGUCAAUGGGAGGGGGUGCUCUAGGGGCCAUUUUGAAUAGUUAAUAAAAGCACAGAUGCAUAUAGUAAAUAGACAUUUUACUAACAUUAAUUUCUAUCCAUCACAGUGGCUGUAGUUAGGAGAACUUGGAAGGGACCAUCAUAUCUAAGCUCAAGAGAGUGUUUUCUCACAAAUCACCAGGCAGCAAUCGAUGGGUACUUGUAUCAGUCUCGGGUUCUGGAAUGGAAGAGAACAUGUGGGCAUGGAUUUUGGUCAACGCACGAGAGAGAGCAGAAACAUAGUCAACCAAUACCUCAGAGUGGAGCUGAAGUUGUUGGGGGAAAUAGCAUCAAAGUCUAGGUGCUGAUCCAAACAGAAUCUCAUAAGGGGAUAAAGCAAACCUCCCUCUUGGUGUGUAUCUUACACUUAACAGAGCAAUAGGGAGACUCUCAGGCCAUGAGAGAUUAGUUUCUUGGGCCAUUUUCAACGUUCUAGCUUUUAGGGUGCCUUGCCAAUACUCUGGGGGUGAUAGAGUGUGUGGAAUUAAAGGGUUACCCCCAGUGCUGCCCAGAUUUCCUUGGUUACUGAUGAUGUGAUCCCUGAUCACUUUCUAUUACUUCGAGGACUCCAUAUCUGCAUAUCACUUCGGUAAGCAGACGCUUGGCUGUGGUUUUGGCUGUCAUAUUGGUGACUGGGUAGGCUUCUGGCCAUCCUGAGAACAUGUUGCCCCUUUCUGUUUCCAGCUUUGAAUUUCUUCAGUAUCAGCAGCUGCUUGUUGUUCCUUCAGGAGCUUGAGGUCUGUGGGUAGAUUCUGCAUGGUGAAUAUGGGGACUACUUUGGCGGACACUCUUCUGUCCACUUCCCGUGGUGCACACGCAGCUUGCUUAGCGGCUUGAUCAGCUAGAUGGUUGCCUUGUGCUUCAUCAGAGUUCAGUUUCCCAUGAGCCUUUACUUUGAGUAUGGCCACUUCUUCAGGGAGGAGUAGGGCAUCCAUCAGCUCCUUGAUAGCCGUGCCGUGUUUGACCGGUUUACCAGUUGCUGUGAGAAAUCCUCUUGUCUUCCAGAUUAGUCCAAAGUCAUGGGCCACAGCUAAUGCAUAUCUUUAGUCAGUGUAGAUAUUGGCAUGUUUUCCUUCAGAGAUCCUGCAUGCUGUGGUGAGAGCCUGUAGUUCGGCUUCUUGUGCAGACAUGGAUGAGGGGAGUGAGGAUGCUUGAAGUACUUCAUCCACUGUGGUGACCGCAAAUCCAGUAUGAUAUCUUCCUUGUUCAUCAGCAUAUCUGGAGCCAUCCACAAACAGGGUGAGGUCAGGUUCUUGUAGAGCAGCAUCGUGUACAGUUGGGAGAUGUGUUGUCUUCAUCUGUUCAAAACAAUCAUGAGGUGGAUUUGGAUCAUGUUCUCUAGGAGGGAUUAUGGUACAUGCAGCUUCUGCAUGGAAUUGGGGAUAGCCAAUUACUCUCCAAUGCAAGAUCUGUUUAAUGAUACCUUUCUCAGAGAGCUGGGUCUGGUCUUCAGAGCUCCACAAUUUUGCCAUAGAGCCAAGAUCUUUCCAUGAGUUCUGAGGGGACUUUAUUAUAGAGAUGUGUGGGAUAGUUGUGCCCCAGUGAUGAUACAGGUGAGUAGCUUCUGGAGGUAGGUGACUUGGACCAUGCUGUUGCCCUUGGGAAUCACAGAACAGGUCAGUUAUGAUGAAUGCCAAUGACAAACAUCUCUGUAAGGAGACAUUGUCUGGUAGGAGUAGAAAACAUUGCAAUCGGAGGUGGCGUGCAGAAGAGAGAUGCUUGAGUUGGAUUUGCUUGAGGAUAGCAGCAAUGUCAUGAGGAGCAAGGAUGACAAGAGGAUGGCCAAGCACUAAGUCAUUGGUUUUGUUAAUAAGAGCAUGCACAGCAAAAACAGCUCUGAGGCAGGAGGAACCACCUCUUGCUACAGCAUCCAGUUGGCAGGAGAAGAAUCCAGUGGGGCAUAGGCGUGAGCCAUGGUACUGAGUGAGAACUCCAGUAGCAUGUCAGUUUCUUUCAGACAUGAACAACCUAAAGUCUUUCUUGUAGUUAGGAAGGCCCAGGGCUGGUGCAGAGAAGACAUCACGUUUCAAGGCAUGGAAACAGGAGAGAGCCUCGGGAGACAGGUAAAAAGGUUCAGUCUUGAGGGCAUCAUAGAGAGGUUGCGUGAGGAUGGAGGCUUCUGUUAUCCAGGCUCUGCAGUAGGAGAUUAGGCCCAGGAAAGCAUGGAGGGGUUUAUGUGCUGUUGGUGGAGGAAUAGCCAUGAUGGGUAACUAGCAGCAGGAUGAGGUGGUCUCCCAUCCUGCAGGAACUGUCUAGGGGCCUUUGGGGCAGUACACUCCCUUCUGAAAUGACCCAGUUGUCCACAAUUGAAACAAUUUUGAUGUUGCGGCAUAGUGGGCUGACCUAUAGGUAGGCCAGGUGGCUGAGUCAUAGGUAGGCCUGGAGGGAGGGGCACAGGACGGGAGAACAUGAGGGGGGCUGGCUUCCUGGGUGGGGGUGGUUAGCAACUAACAGUAGGAUGUCCAGAGGAAUUACUCUCUACUUUGGGGUGGGACAGAAUCAGGCCCUUGCGUAUGGACUCUUUAAGGCCUGCUACGAAGGCCGCAGACAGCAUUUGGGUAUGGACCUUAUUGGACAUACUGAAACCCAGAUCAGAGAAGACUUCAGCCAACCUAUUUGUCCACAGAUUCUGACUUAUCUUGGGUGAUAUCGUUAAUGUAGGUAGCCUGAACAGCUCAUUUAUAUGAGGCCCAAUUACGGAGCUACUCACAGAAUUCAAUGCCUGAGGGAAAAUCAUAUUCGCUAGAGAGUCGGGCACUAGAUACACUCUUCUCCAUAAUGGGCCAAUAAGCAUCCCCUGCUUUUAUUUCGCACAUACUAAAUAAGUCACGCCAUGCGGCAGAGUAGGUCUUUUGGAUUUGGACAAUCCUUCAGUAAAAUGACAUGGGUUGUUUCUCUGGGUCGGGUAGAGAGCCCACCAGGAUUGCAGUUUGGGACGGAUUAAAUGAGACGUACAUCAAAGGGGCACCGUCCGUGAGAAACUGGACUUUAGCAUUCUCAACAUGUAGGACUUUGGAAUUUCCAUUAUGAGGUUGUGAAGAACUGCCCCCCAAUAUGCUACCGUUCUCCUGAUACCCAUGGGACUUAGCGGCUUCAGAGGAGUUAGGGGCCGGCCUGUGGCGCUUCGUUGGUAAUAGGCGUAGGGGAAGGUCGGAAGGGUUUUCGGAAGGAGGUGUUGGGUGUGAGAACAUGGAAUGGAAUCUAGCGGUUCAUUUGCAAAGAUGGGCAUAACAGGGGUAGGCAUAACGGGAGCGGCCAUGACAGGGGUGGGGAAGGAAGUGGCGGCCACGACGGGAGCGGGGAAGGAAGUGGUAACAGGGGCAUGGAAGUGGCGGGAAGGGAAGGUGUUACAGGGGUGGAGACGGAAGGGGCGGAAAGGUAAGGUGUAACAGAGGCGGGGAUGGAAGGGGCAGGAAGGGAAGGUGUAACAGGGAUGGAGACAGAGAGGGGCAAGAAGGGAAGGUGUGACAGGGAUGGGGAAAUAGUAUGAACCAUCCUCCCUAAGGACGGGAUAGACACGGGUGGGGGCCAGGGAAGUGAUGACUGUGGACACUGGUAAUUGGGUGGAGGUCAUGAAGACUGGGCCAGCCUCCUUCCCUUCGCGCCAGGCGCCAUUAUAGGGUGGUGGCUGGCAAGGGGCUUCAACAUCACCUUCAGUAUUACAAUUUCCUUCAUGAGAGACAUGCAAUCUCUGAUCACCUAGAUCUAUUUCUUCCUCCACCCACCCUUCCUGGUGAAUUGCUCUGGCAACUCUAAACCAGGCUUCUGCUGUCUUUACUAGAUUAUUGUCCUGCAAUAUUCCCUUUUUCUCUUUUAGCAGCCUACGCCAGCCUUCUGGCUGCAGCCAUCCGCUGGAAGACAUAUUAAUGCCACAUAACUUAGCUAUCUUCUUCUCCUUCCCCACUGCCUCUUCACUUUCCCUUUCUCUAACUAUAUCAGAAGCUAACCAACCCUUAGUGGGUUUUGCAUGCUUCUGUCCCAUCCUCUCUAUAUAAGUCAUCACAAGAUAGAGUCAAACAGGAAAAAGGAGCGUCUACAGUGCUCGACUGCCACGGAGGUUGUCACUGCGUGCGUCUUCCCAAAACGUAGACUAGUCACUAGGUCUGCCCACCCGAGGUGGCGGCAGGCCAGAGCGUGGCUAGAAGUGUGUGACCAAACACUUCUCUUAUCAGAGUAGAAGAGGAAAGCAACAAGACAUAGACUUACACGUUACAUUUUACACUCAUUGCAAACAAAAAAACAUAUAAACCAGAAACCCAAAACUCAAACCACAAAACCCUUUGUGUCUAUCAACAGCAAGACUAGACUAGAAAUAAUACAACUGCCCUUCGCAAUGCCGUGUGCUUACUGCACUACAGCUGUACCUUGCUGAAGUUUAACCCCGCCGCGUGCUUACUGCGCUGCGGAGGACAACAAAACAAUCCCCACUGUGAGCUCACUGCGCUGCUGCGGAAAACAAAACAAUAAUCCCCGUGAAACUCCCCCCCAUGCUCUAUCCUCCCCUUAUGCAAAACACAUUCACACCCAGGAGGCAGAUAGUCAAUAUACAAGUUCUAUAUAAAGGGACUCCGGGCAAGCUAUUUACCGGUCUUUGGUGCCGUCCAGCAGCCGACACAUGGAGACAGGCCAAUCACAGGGACAGGAUAUAUAGGCAAGGCAGUCAUUACCGUAUCAUUCAGAGUUGAUCAGUCUCCGUCCCGUCACUGCAGGUCUGCCCCAGUGUCUUCUAGGAUGGCUGUCCGUGGAAGGGUCACAACCUGGAGCCCCUCGUUGGGUGCCAAAUGUUCUGGACCAAACCAAGUGUUUGUUUGAAUAUCUGCCCCUGUGCAAAUUGUUUGAAAUAAGGUGCGUGCACGCUGAAGUAAAUCACACUGACAAGUUUCAGAUGAAUUAAAAACUUCGGAAUGUUUACUUAGGGGGGCGGUAAGCCCCUUAUAAAGGCAGAAUUACAUCAUAUGCAAAAUAUGGGAGGACAUGAAAUGUACAUUUUAAUUGGUAUUUGUUUAAGUGUUUUAUCUUGAUGGACUUCCUACAGGGUGUGAGGUCAUUGGCAUCCUGGGUGCAGCUCUGGAUGGAGACGCCAUCUUAUUACAUGAAAUUCUUUAGUCGAUGGGAGGGGGUGCUAUAGUGGCCAUUUUGAGUAGUUAAUAAAAGCACAGAUGCACAUAGUAAACAGACAUUUUACUAACAUUAAUUUCUAUCCAUCACACUAGGACCAGCCUACAAGUUUUGGAGAUGCUCUCAAUCAUCUAGCCAUCACUAUUUGGUCAUUGUCAGAGUCUUUUUGUUUGCCAUUUUUCUGUUUCCAACACAUGAAAUUCAAUAGCUGAGUGCUCACUUGCUGCCUAAUAUUUCCCACCCCUUGACAGGUGCCAUUGUAACUAAAACCACUGACAGCUGAAGUGAAUAACACUGAUUAUUUAAUUUUGUGGUUGAAUAGUGCAUAUAGUCAGAAACAAUACAAGCUAAGCUGGAAACACACAGUUUUGCGCCGCUGUCCAAAUUUGUUCUAAUAGUGACAGGAAAAGAAAAACAAAUAUGAAGUGUAUCCCACCUUGUCCAUUCUUUUGGAUCUCCAGGGUUCUGGAUUUCUUGUUCCACAAUCAGGUAACAAAUUAAGCAAAAAGUGUUGAUCCGUGCUCAUGUAGCAUCCGACAACCGCUGAAGAAGCUUAGAUAGUAGACACGAUAUGCAUCAAGGUUUCCUCUAGUUUUGUAGUCCCCCUCUUCAUGUCACAACACCUUCUUUGCUCUUCAUGUCACAUUUGUCUCCAUCGAUGUGGUCUAAUAUAGGUCAUGUAUGAUUUUUCUUUUGACUAAAGAAUCACCUUUCAUAUAACUUCCCCGUGAAGUGUUGUUGUAAUGCUACUAGAGUACACUUCAAGUCUUUUUGCAAAAUUAGCCAGAAUUUGAGAAGCAGGAAGAGGAACAAGAGUGAAGUCUGACCAAACAGCUCAAAUCCUGGACAGAGGAUGAUACAAGUAUUGGUCAAUUACAGAGUUAUUCACCAAAGUGAGAAUUGUAGGUGAAUUCAAAGUGAAGUUUAGAUUUAAGGUCAAUAUAGCUAAACUGAAAAAAUUAUCUGAAUUACCUAUGCGUUCAUUUUGGCUACUUUGGUAUAAAUUUGAAAUUCUAUUUGAAUUCUCACCUUAGUGAAUAACCCUGGUAAAGAACACGAAUAGCCAAGUCCAGAGCAUAUACAUCUAGCCAGGCUUCAUAUAUAGAAAUCAGAAAAAAUGUCCAUCACUAUAUGGUAGAGCAAAGUGGGCUGCAAACUAACAGAACCACGUCAUCCUGGUGCCACAAGGUGGAGUCUCAGCGACCCCCUAAUUUAGGUGUAAUAACAAGAAUACCAUCUCACGACAGUGGUAUUGCCUCAUAAAUUUACCAACAAAACAUGGGCAACGUUUGCUCUUUAUUUUGAAAAAAACCCAAGAGUGUAAUGCACACACUAAAAAGUGGGGGAUACUCCCUGCAGGGUGCUCCAGAAAGGGAGGGCAAAUCCCUGAAGACAUCAAAUGGAAGAAAAAGAUCCAGGCAUACCUGAGGUUUCUUCUAAAAUGCAGUCUUGUUUAAAAAAAAAAAAAAGGAAGUGGAGAUCUUAUCAAGUCUAAUAAAAAGAGGAGCCGAAACGUUGUCUUCACUUACUUGUUUCAAAUAAAAAAAAGACUACCUUUUAGAAGAAAGCUCAGGUGUGCCUGGGUCUUUAAUUUCUUCCAUCUGUUUAAUCUUUCGGCAUGUUUUAUCAUCCAGUGAUGUCAUAUGAACAUAUUCAAUUCUUUUUAGAUGGCCAAUGACAGCACAGAAACCAGUGAGGCGGGGGAAGAGGAAGAAGAUCACGAGGGGGACACGGAAAACAAGGAGCGGAUGCCUUUCAUCCAGUGAUGGCAUGCACAGAUGUUCAGAGGAAGGCUUACAAGACGGAAAGUUCCAUUCUGUGCAUCAGUGAACAAUGUUGCUGUAGUACAGUGUGUGUUGUAUUUGUCUGCAGUCUGCUGAGCUAUAAGCCGUUGAACAAUGUUGUCUACACUGUGGCAAAUAAUGCCCAUUUUGCAAUCUUUAGUUGAGUUGGCAUUUUGUGGAACUGGAUUGCAAUAGCUUUAUCAAGCUGAUCCCAGAAGACCCAUUAUGUUUUAAAUGGAGCUUUUAACUUCUUUGCAAACAGUUUGGGAUGAAACAUUAGCUGUUCUGAUUAGUGACAUUCAAGCUGUGUAGCAAGAGAGUUAAAUGUCUGCCUUGCUAUGCACUGCUCCUCUGUAGCAAAGGGUUAAAAAAAAAAAACUCAUGCCAAGUACAUUAGCUAAAAGUUGCCAAAAAAGCAGGACUGCCACCGUAACUCAAGUGCCAAUCCCUUUUUUUAGUAUUACGUGCCAUCUGUUGCAAGCUAAACACUUAACCUCCUAUCACAUGCUCAGCAUUAUCCCUUUGAAAGGGUUUACUUCUUUUAGAAAGCCUUAUGACAUUGCUCUGCAAUUUAGCAAAUCGGGCUGAGAGCCCUUCCCUUCCCUUUUUUUUUUUAAAGAACAAAAGACAAACAUUUAUUGAUCAGUUAACAGAAUCUACACUUUACAAAUAAAUGAAAAAUGAAAUAUUUAUAUACAAUUUUAUCUUCUGCCAUGAAACAUGAAGAUACCUCAUUUGCGUAAAAAAAAUAAAAUAUAUAUAUAAAAUUACGGAGCAGGAAAUACUCAAAGCUUUAGAUCUUGUUUCACAGUUGAUAUAUAGUUUUUAUUAAUUCUAGUUGUUUGUAAACCCAUCUGCAGUAUUUGGACCACUGGUAAAAUUAGAAGAGACAAGAUGUUUUUAUAUUAAGGCUACAAACUGCAGCCAAAUAUUGAUCGUGACUAUUUGCUGUAAUACUCGACCAACAGGAAAUGUUCUGUCUCAAUCGGGCCACUUUAGCAUCUCAAGAAGACCAUUCUUCAGAGCAGUGAGAUUGGCAGUAUCAGAUGUACAUCCAAAUGGCUUAAAACUAAAUUAUUCAGAUCAUUUCAAAUUGCCUAAAAAUGAGCUAUUGAAAACCUCAUGAUGAGUUAUGUAUAUGUUAGAGACAACAGUUAAUUAUUUCACUUAGACACUUGGCCCUGGCAGCUAAUUUAUUUUAAGAGGACAAAACUAUCAAGCAAAAUUAAUGAGGGCAAAUAUUUGUAUAAAAGGAUAUUCUGUUUGCAGCCAAUAUUAAUACGUAAUUAGACACCUAUCAGUAUUCACUAAAAUGGUUGUUAUGGAGAACCAACAAUGGGAUUAAAAAUGUGAAGCCAAAAUAAACCACAAUUGACCCAUUUUCUCAACCACCCACAUUUUUGAUAGAUGAAGACCUUAUCAUAAAUACAUAUCAUUAUGUGCCUGGCAGAAGCCAUCUUGUUUUCAUGACAGGCUACAGAGAUGAAACACUUAAAAGAAAUAAAAGUAUUAGCAAGGUGGUGUGAGGUCUACCUCAUGUCUUCUGGGUCCAAGUUAAUGCAUCCAAAGCCUGCCAUAAAAAGCUGCAUGGUGUGAUAGUUGAUCCCAGUUGAUGACAAAACCACCAUCAAACCCACUUCCAUGUUAAUUACACCAACUUAUUUUGAGCUGGUAUAAUAUACUAUUUUUUUAAAUUCCAAUUUAUGUGGAAAAGAACGCAUCAUUUAUGACCAUUUGAUAAAUCUGGACAAAAGAAUGAAUUUAUUAUUGAGUAGAGCUGUCAUUAUUCUGCCCACUGUUCAUGUCAGUCAUUACAAUUCUCCAAGUACUUUCUCACCCCAUAAUGUAAGUUAGUUUUAUUUUUGGUUUUCCGCUAAGUGGAUGGUAUAAAUUUAUGUGAAUCCUAAGAACACUUGUUAUUGCUUUUUGAACAGAGCUUCUGAUUUUCCUGUGGUAUAUUUGUCUUAGCUCUAAAAAUGAUGCUUUAUGUUACUGUCGUGAAGUAUUAAUGUAGUUCAAGGUUUUUUAAUGUCAUGAAGUUCCUAAAGGACUGAAACCACACACACACAAAAAAAAGAUACACUAGCUUCUCAAAUACCUUUCAAUUACUGGCUGUGACGUGUUUAAUAUUCACAGUCCACUUAUAAAAGGAAAUAUAGAGAAUUUUAAAAUUAUAUUUACCUAGACACUCAUCCAGUUUCUACUGCCAUCCACAGUUCGGUCAGCGCAGUAGCAAUUUGGUGAUCAACAGAAGUCAAAAUGGGGUAUAACAAUCCCAUCUUUCCUGGCUGUUAGUGCAUUGAUUAAUAGACUAUUCACACUAUGUAAGUUCAUCAUCGUAUCUGAGAUUUUCACCUGUUUAUCUGUCUGGAGAGCAAUUCUUUUAUCUCCUUCAGGGAAAGAAACAAGACAGCCCCAGGCAUAAAAUUGGUUCAGAAAAUCUGUAAAGCAAUUCUAAACAGGAAGUGUUGGGAUAAAUGUGAGCAGGGUUUUAUGCUACUUCAGGCAUAGAAAACAGAUUAUCGACUUGAAAACCAAAUUAAAUGGUCAGCUUUCAUUAUUAUGGAACUGGCAUGGAGAAAUGUAUAUGCUCACUUACAUUAGACCACUAGGGACAGAGGACAAAGUAGCAGAAUAAUUUGGUCUAAUGAGAUAUGUAUCUUGCUGCAUCUCUGCACCUGGACUACACUAGCUAUGCCACUAUUUGCACACACAAUUUACAGUGAAAAUACAAAUGGUUUUAGCCCUUUAGCAGUUUCACUUAAAAUUGCUUCUCUCUCUAAUUGCUGUAUAUUUUACUGUAGAGGUGGAAAGUGGAUCACUGCAAAAAACUAUGCUGUCGUAUUGGGGACACUGAUGAAAAUUAGCUUACAAAUGAAGUUUCCAAUGGUAGCGUAGCAGGAUGUUACUUCCAAACUAUCCAACUCUUAAUACAUUUACCUUUUAUGUCAAAUAGCCAUCAUCAACAAAGCUUAAAGCAUUUCACUUACCUUUAAUUGCUCUUGCUUGACAAACUACACCAUUGUUCACAGGACAAAAAUACAUGGACUACUACGAAAAUUCCAAAUGGUGCGUUUUUGAGUGUAUUUGAACACUAACCCUUGUGUAGCAGAAUUGUGGUUAAGUAAUAUGUUUAUCACAGGUUUCGACACCCAAUUCCUAAUUUUUUGCCUUAAUUAUAUUGUACAAUCUGAAACUGGAUCCAACGUUAACUGGUGCGAGACAUUGUUUGAUUGUGUUUGUUGCUAUAGAGCUUUUGUUACCUUGUGCCUACGAACCUGUUUACAUUAAAAAGUAACAUAUGUAAGUAAAAUUAUGAGCAUAAACAAUAGCAGUGGUUUUUUUUCCCCAAUUGUUGUCCAUUGUCUGCCAUUUUUACUGGAAAGUUUAAAAACAUAUACAUUAAAAAUUGUGUGGUACAGUGGUGAUUUUAAGCAAAUGCUGAUGGUGAAUAUACUGUAAUACUCAAGGUACGCUGCCUUUAUCAUGUCACUACAUAGCUUCUUGUCUUGUAACAAG